CUUUUCAGUUGAAAGUUCAAAAUGCCAGCUUAUUUGUAGUGAGAGGGCAAAUUCCAUAUCGGUGAUAUGAGAAAAUGGAUUCAAAAUGAAACUUGACAGGAUUCUUCAGCCAGGUGCUCUGCUUGGAAAUCACUGGUGUUUGGUUGAUGUCAAAGAUUCAGAGCUUUGCACUUCUGCAGGUGACCUACCUGCUCCUGAUAUAUUCUUGAGUGCAACUUUGGUUCACGAAGGAGAAAUUAUCGCAGUACUAUGUACGGCUCCAUCAGAGGUUGUGGUGACCAGAUUUUUCUUCUGUAAAGAUGGGGCUCCUGUUUCAUUCAGGAAAGCAACAUCUCAAAAUGUUCUAUACAUAAUCAAUGCAUCAUUGAGUAAUGCUGGCCAAUAUUCCUGUGGUUACCAGCAGAAGGAUGCAAAGAACCAAGAGAAGACAUCUGCCCUCAGUGUUGCUCAGAAUCUGAUUCUCCAGUCAGGUGCCCUGCUUGCAAAUCACUGGUGUUUGGGUGAUGACAAAGAUUCAGAGCUUUGCACUUCUACAGGUGAACUUCCCGCUCCUGAUUUAUUCUUGAACAAAACUUUGGUUCUGGAAGGGGAAACUAUCACAGCACUAUGUGCGGCUCCAGCAGAUGUGGUGUUGACCGGAUUUUUUUUCUGUAAAGAUGGGGCUCCUGUUUCAUCCAAGAAAGCAACAUCUCAAUAUGUUCAAUACAAAGUCUUUGCAUCGCCAAAGAAUGCUGGCCAAUAUUCCUGUGGUUACCAACAGAAGGAUGCAAAGAACCAAGUGAAGAUAUCUGCCCUCAGUGUUGCGCAGAAUCUGAUUGUCCAGCCAGGUUCUUAUGAUUCCAAUGGUCAGACAAUACCUCCCUAUAUUUGGAUUCUCCGCUCCUCAUUGGUGCUUCUUCUCCUGGUCUCAGCGCCAAUCUUCACCUAUUUCAUGGAGAAGUGUAAUUGCUCCUUGGUCGGACAUAGAAACUAGGAAAUAAAAUUGAAAGGUGGGAAAAUGCCUCCAGACUGUUCUUUGUCUAUCCUCCUAAACUCACCCAUCUAUUCACUUACAAUAAUGUUUCCAGUAUUUUACUAAAUGGCUUGGGUUCAUGACAUCUGGUCGGCAUGCCAGAGGUUUUUAUAGCAGAUACUGAAAACAAUACAGCAACGGUGUCCACAUAGUAUUAAUGGAUAGCCUUUUGUCUACUGGGAUUUAUAUUAUUUGCUGCUUAUUUUAAGAUACCAAUAUUUUAAAAUAUUGUUUGUAUUUCUGCCAAAAAAAUUGUUUCACUAUUGUGUUUCUUUGAAUUCUGUCGUAUUUCUAUAAUAUGUUAGCUACCUGGUGUGUGCUAUGUUUAGAAAGACCACAUUCUAUGUAAAUGAGUAGAGAAAAAGAUGCACAGAUAGAAAAACAAUUAUAUAGGGAUCCUCAACUGGUAGACCAUGGUGGGGAACCUUUCGGGGUCCAACCCCAUUAUCCAACUUUGAUAGAUGGACCGGUCAACCCACCUGUCCAUCAAAUGACACAAUUCUGUUAAAAUCCCUUCACACAUUUCCCAAACAUGGGAACCACAAAGCAAAGGGGGUUGGCAGCCCAAUGCUUUGCAAACCAUUUCAUUAGGCUCGAUUGGUGGUUAGGCAUUGGAUUAUCUCUGAAAGGUUACAGGUGGGGAAAAGUUGCUGCCAUCACCUCUCCCAAAAUGCGGAAGGGUACUCCCUUAAGGAGUCCGGGGGCGUGGCCAUGUCCGAAGCCAUGGAAGGUGAGGGCCUAAGGCACGCCCCUUAUCGGUGGCCCCAUGGUGAGUUCCUAGUUGAUCUGCAUCGCAGGGCUCACCCAACAGUGGUUAACCCUUCACAGACUGCCAGCACAGCGGGCUGGAGUCAGAUAUAGUCGGUUAGAUCCAAUGCCUAAGCCAAUACCUCUUCACAUCCAUAACCAAUAAAGUUGUGGCCU
This is a messenger RNA of Zootoca vivipara (common lizard), 1936 nucleotides long. The record is from RefSeq and is a predicted model, not a curated record. NCBI's taxonomy places the organism in Eukaryota, Metazoa, Chordata, Lepidosauria, Squamata, Lacertidae.